UCUUGAAGGUCAGCUGCAAAAAUGGAUAAAGACCAAUUACAGGAACCCAACUCCAUCUGCACCAGUGUCCUUCCUGAAGAUGUAGUUGUUAUAAAGGAUUCAGAUAAAGAUGCUACUGAAGACAGAGAUACUUCUGCAACUGUUCUUCCCAAAGAUUCCUGCUUACCUGUAGCUUCAAAACAUCUGUUUGGCUCAAAAAGCAAACGGAAAUCUUAUUUUGAACUGUCACCAGCAUAUGUGCUUCCUUACCUGGUUUUAAUCAAGAAUUGUCUUGAUUUGCCAUUUCCCACCAUCAAGAAACAAUGUCUCAGAGGAGAAAUACUGUGCAAGAUAGACUCUUUAACGCUGAGGCACAAAAAGAAGAAGCAGCCUACUUCACUUGAGCCAGAAAAAGUACCAACACUUCAAGAAACUAAAUAUGUAACUUUUGAAGGCCUGGAGGACCUACAGUGGAAAUUAUUCAAAGGUCUGCUAAAACGAAAACCAAAAACAACGGGAAUUUGGAGGGAAGCAAAAUACACAAAGAAACCUGUUACAACUGUUAUUUAUCAAGGAAAAGAACACAUCAUUCCCCUAUUACCUAAAGAUUGGAUAAUUGAUGAGUCCCUCAAGUUUUCCAAGGAAAAGAUUUUUUCCUUCUUUUUAGAAAAUGUGUCACACCUGUAAAUAUGUAGCUGUCCCUGAAGUUCGGAAAGAAUCUAUGUAAACAAGCAAUAAACAACACCUUGUGCUGGACAUACAGUGUGAUGCCAUUAAGUAAUUUGCUUAUUGUAACAUAAAAUA
Messenger RNA from Thamnophis sirtalis, 783 nucleotides. RefSeq lists its product as uncharacterized. The record is from RefSeq and is a predicted model, not a curated record. Lineage: Eukaryota; Metazoa; Chordata; Lepidosauria; Squamata; Natricidae.